Molecule: messenger RNA, 4769 nt
Organism: Aethina tumida (small hive beetle)
Lineage: Eukaryota; Metazoa; Arthropoda; Insecta; Coleoptera; Nitidulidae
Gene: cpx
Product: complexin
Exons: 8
Coding region: 346-729 (127 amino acids)
Biological process (GO): regulation of neurotransmitter secretion; synaptic vesicle exocytosis; neurotransmitter transport
Cellular component (GO): SNARE complex; terminal bouton
Molecular function (GO): syntaxin binding
Source: RefSeq, a predicted model, not a curated record
UCGAUACGUUAUUAAAAACCGGCGCCUCGCGUAUCGUCAUCAAUCAUCCACGUACGUCCCGCAAUAAUCGAGAUUCGUAUGGCCUCGCAACCCCGUAACUUGAGGGAAUUACCGAAUUUCCCACAAUAAAUCCGACAACGUCGUCUAUUGUUUGUUUAUUUCCGUCAGACGUCGUCGUCUACUGUGCGAUCGUCUAUUGGUUGGUAAACGCGGUGUUCGGAAUUGUUGUUUGUUGUUGUUUUUUUGCGAUAACUUUGAGGUUAAGUUUCUUCCUCUUGGUUAAAGACAGCAAUUAUCGCAGAUCACCGUUAGUCCAACAAGCCAGGCGACAGAUAAUCAACAAAUAUGGCGGCGUUCGUUGCGAAGCAAAUGGUCGGGAACAAAUUAAACGCGGUUAAAGGAGCGGUUGGUGGCGACAGCGACGAUGCCGACGACAAAGAAAAGGAGGAGGAGGCAGAGAGGGAACGACAGGAGGCCAUCAAAGAGGCCGAGGAACGAAGGAAAGAAAAACAUAGGAAAAUGGAGGAAGAAAGGGAAAAGAUGAGGCAAGAAAUACGAGAUAAGUACAAUAUAAAGAAAAAAGAGGAGCCGCAACCGCCGAUGGAGGAGGAACCCAACCCCCUGAUGCGGAAGAAGAAAACGCCCGAGGAACUGGCCCGCGAGGCGGAAGAGGCGGACGAGGACGAGUUCACAAUUUUAUUUUACUUGAAUUUCGUUCACUCCCAGUGAAGAACUGAAGAACACAAUAGAAACACAAGUAAUCGAGCUCAAGUCUCAGUUAGAGAGUAAAUGCGUAAUGCAAUGAAUAGGAGGAGUUCCACAGGGCUUCCUCUGCGGAGCGUCAACCACAACAUCGUAGCAAACACAUUAUUAACACCCAAACAUUUUUGACACCUAGUUUUGACACGGUUCGGUUCAGUUAUUUCGUUCCCGGUUUGGAAGUAGUGAGUUCACCUGUGAUCCAAAGUAUUUUCAGUAGUGAUAUCUUUUUUAAAAUUAUUUUAUCGUUUUUUUAGACGCAGAUCGACAGCCUUAAGGUUACUUAGUAUUAAAAAUUGCCAAGUUUAUCCAUUGUUUUUGAUGUAGAUAAUUUUAAGAAAGAUACAUUGUAGUUUUUUACUAAAUAGAGGAAAUGAUAAAUGUGUUUUUGUGUAAGUUAUGUUGUUCUAUUCAAAAUUAUUCAUAUGACGCGACACGCAGAUAUAGCCAUUAACAAAAAAGAGACUGCGAUAAACAACUCGAUAACAAGACAAAACUAUUAUGAUGACCUGAUAUACCGAAAUAUUAUUGUCAUAAUAAUUUUGUAGAGAUGUUAAAAAAAAACAAUUGUUAACAGGUUUUGUAGAUAGAAAACAUAGUUUAAACCUAUUUUUUUGUAACGUCAGAUAUAAGUGUAAACCAAAAAAGUGAAUAAAAUUUUUGUUACGAUCAUUUUCUAAAGACGCAUGUAGACUUUUUAAAAUACAAUGAAAAAAUUAACAAACAUUUAAACAAACAAAAAAUUCGAAGCUUAUCCUUUUUCAGAACACUUUUGACUUUUCUCGUACACACUUUACCUCCACUUUUGCACAUCGUGAUUCGUCAUCCAAAUUCCCAAAACUGCCUUUGAUGUCACACCUAAAUUGUCGGAACAAACAAUUAAUGCUUGAUGAUGAACGGAGAUAAAUAACUGUAAUUUGGCCACCGCUUCAUGUUGAUUAAACUCCCGACAAAUAUAAAAAUUAGACAAGAAAUCACAUCAAGUUUUAAGUCGUCGCCGUCGUACGGCUCCUGUGAUAUUUUCCACAAGCUAAAUCAGAUUUUCUUGUUUGUUCCAAUAAUCUCGGUGCCUUACUAAAUCUAGAGCUUAAUGGAUGUGAAAAUUACGUUACCGUGUACUCAAUGCUUGUACAACCGACUGGUCGUCUUCGAGUCGUCACCACUUGACUUUUCCAAGACGAAGGCGUUGUUUAUUUUGGUUUCGGUGUCGCAUGUCAUUGGAUUCUUGUUUGGUGUUUAUUGAAAUUACUCUUUGUCAGUUGUUUUGGGCAAAACUGCUGUAUCGAUGAUGUUGAGACAGACGUUUUGCUUUUUGUACGUGGAUCUCUUUCUCUCGCGCUCUCUCUUAUCUCUCCGAAAUAAUUUUGACCAAAUUAACACCAUUGUAACAAAGAUACUCUUAUUUUUUAUUAAAUCCGGUUAUUUUUAAUACAACUAGUGUUAUCACUAGGAUUAAAUUGAACAGAACACUUAAUUAUGUAUUUGUUUUAGUUUAGAAUAUGCACCGCUUUCCUGUCCUAGGCACUUUAUAUUAAUUUCAGCUGUCGGUUAUACUGUUUAACUGUGGAGAAAAUUACAGCAUGCUUAUCAAAUUGUUCACGCAUCAUCUCAUCAAUGUAAAAGUAAAGACAAUAAUAUAUUAUAAAGUAUUAUUUGUAUCCAUUUUUGAGGACGAUUUUGGGUAUUUGCUGCUACAACGAAGUGAAAAUGACAACCACCAUAUUCCAUGUUAUAAAAAAAACUCUCACAAAAAUUUGACUAUUGUACACUAACCUCCUACAAUUGUCAACAAAAAAAAAAGUUGAUCGUUACCAAAAAAAAAAAGUAAUUAAGGAUAUGCGUAGGUCUGUAAAAAAUAGUUUUCGUCGUUGUACCCAACAAAUAUCCAAAGAGAAAACAAUCUAAAGUUAAACAAUAUAACUUAACGUAUCACUUCUUUUAACCCCCUCCCCCUCUAUCCUCUGUCUAUGUGUCAAUUACUUCAAUAUAUGUAUAUCAUCAUUAUAUCUCUUUACUAGUAGAAUAGCAUCUAUGUCUAUCUUAUCUUAGGUAAAGUAGUGUAUCUUAGACUGUAUCAAUGUAAUUUACUAACAUAGGUGUCGUUGUUUAACUAAAAAAACUGUGUCUCUUUGGCAAAACGCAUUUUUUUAUUUGGAAUUUGGGUGAAAUCAACGUGAAAAAACACGAAACCUCACAGCCAACCUGUACUAUAAGCUGAACCACUAAGUCGUGCCACGCAUUGCGCUUGUAGUAAUGUUUUAACGUGAGGGUUUUGUCACUUAUUAUAUGUACAAACAAAAUAUUACUUAUUAGUGAUAUUUGAACGCAAAUGCAGAUCAAUGCAAAUCAUUUAGUAGGAUAAUGAUUACUUAUUUAGAAGUUGUUAACCCGGUUAACAAGGUUUAAUUUAUUGAUUUGGGCCUUAACUCCUAAUAACUUAACUGUGUACGCAUACGUAAUUGUAUCUAUUACUUGAAGCAAUAUAAGCUUCCUCGUAGCUAUUCCGCUGUGUAUCUAUAGUUAUUACGAUCUUGGUGUUUUUUGGAAAAUGUGUAGGAAUCUUGCCCAAAUUAUCGUUCCUACUUUAUCUGUUGUUAUUAAUCAAACAAAACUUUGCCGGCUCCUUUGUUGGAACGUCAUUUUUUGACGGUCUUGUAACGGAGCCGGGGAAAGUAUAACAAUAAGCAAUGUUUAGAAGAAUGACUUAGUAUGAAGUGAUAUAAAUGUAUUUCAUUCUUUUUUAAUUGACGACCUUAUAAUCAACCUGAACAACCGACUUUGAUGAAUUGGAAACUAACGUGUAAUUCAAAUUUGUUGGAGCUGGAUGUUCGCGAGCUCGAUCUAUAACGCCGAAUAGGUAAACACAACACACAUUGAAUAUCUAAAUUCUAGAGACAACGACACUUAAACAUACUAGAAACAAUCUGUAAUUUCUUACUUAAUUACUUGAAAUUCCACAAGAAUCGGGGAAAUUACCAUUGAAAUUGAACACAAACUGGCUAAGCGGUUACACAAUGAUUUUUUCGUGGUUAUCACAAGUAAGUCUAUAAAAUUAUGGCGUCAAAUUGAUUUGUUUUCUGCGUAGUUUCUCGGACUUCUUGUGGGAUGUGACGAACUCGAAAUAAACCACCACGAAAACAUGUUAGUGUUCAUCAUAAGCCAAAAUCCUUUAGAAUUAUCAUUAUUUGUGAGUGGUUUGUUCUGAAUUCGCAGAGCUUCAGCUUCAGUGACAUUUAAAAAGCUAGUGAUAUUUUAUUGCAAGAAUAAAAAACUGAAAAUGUUAUGAUCAAUGUUGUAUUGUUAUUAAGAGUGACCGUACACUAUUUUGAGACUUAAAGUUAAUUACUGGUUUCUUAAUGGACGACCAAAAUUUAUGUUACGACUAUAUCAAGUUACGGAGAAAUUUCUGUUUAGAAUACGAACGCUGAUGAUAUUUUGCAAAGUUCUUGUUACUUGUUAGGUUGCGAAAUAUGUGUGCAGUCACUGCCAUGAGUAUAUAAAUUGUAAUGUAGAUACAUUGUUGAUUCGAUAUGUAUUGUUUUAGUUUUUAUUGAUUGUUUUGAAUCUUGUUCGUGGCGUUUCUACAACGGCGAUUGAAAUACAAUCUGUACAAAAGAAAAAAUAAAACCCAAAUGACAGGUAUUAACGCCACGAAGUAAUUUUGAAGACCUAGUAAUGUAGCAAUUUUGUAUUUAUACACUUAUUAAACAGAAAACAAACUGAAUGUGCGACUACGAGAGACAGCUACCAGAAAAUAAUCGAAGUUGGCUUCUUUUCGCAGUUGGCGUUUCAAUAAAAAAAAAUUGAGACAGAUGAAACACGUUGUAGUUGCCUCCAGUACCUAUAAAAUAGAUAGUUAAGGGCUGUUCACAUUGUUAUAAAUAAUAUUAAUAUUAAUGAUGAUGAUAUUAAAAAAUCUUAGUCGAUUGACUUGAUUGUUGUUAGUUUACAUCCACCCGCAAGUUAUUGUGAAAACAUGAAACGGACUAAAAUAAAAUAUUACAGUUUAA